AUGGAGCAGCUGAGCCCUGUCUGGCUCGUAUCGCUUGUGGACGGGGCUGGUCUGUGCCCCCAAACCAGCGUCUCCAGCCCCAAGCGUGGGGCUGAUCCUGUCCUGGUUCUGCCAGGCCAGCUCAUCUCCCAAGGGAUGGGUUUCUACUUGUCCUUCGCAGAGCUGCCACCCUCCGAGUUCAUGCAGGUGGCAGAUUCGACGUGGCUGGUGCUCAGCGUUGUCUCCAACGGGCGAGCGCCCUCCGGCUGCCAGGCCACCGGUGUCACCAAGAUCGCCAGGUCGGUCAUCGCGCCGCUGGCCGAGCACCACGUCUCGGUGCUGAUGCUCUCCACCUACCAGACUGACUUCAUCCUGGUGCGGGAGCGGGACCUGCCUGUGGUGAUCCACACGCUGGCGGGGGAGUUCGACAUCUACAAGGAGGAGGGCGGCGAGUGCGUCCCUGUCACCUGCGACGAUGUGAGCAACGGCUUCCUCAAGCCCAAGCCGGCCGCUAGCCCCACGCUGCACCCCGUGCAGAGCCCCCAGACCCGCUUCUGCGUCCUGACUGUGGCCCCCGACACGCUGCCUGCCAUUGCCACCAUGCUCAUCGACGUCCUCUUCUACUCCCACAGCCCCCCAAGGGAGGCUGGCGCCAGCAGCCAGGACCUUGACUCCAUCACCUUCUUUGCCUUCUCCCUCAUCGAGGGCUACAUCUCCAUUGUGAUGGACGCCGAAACCCAGAAGCGGUUCCCCAGUGAUCUGCUGCUGACCAGCUCGACAGGGGAGCUGUGGCGGAUGGUGCGGAUCGGCGGGCAGCCCCUCGGCUUCGAUGAGUGUGGCAUCGUGGCGCAGAUUGCUGAGCCGCUGGCCGCCGCUGACAUAUCGGCAUAUUACAUCAGCACCUUCAACUUCGAUCAUGCCUUGGUCCCCGAGGAGGGCAUCGCUGAGGUCAUCCAGCUGCUGCAGCAGCGCCAGGAGAGCAGCAGAUAGCAGCCGGCUGUCCCCUCGCCGGGUGGCCCAGCGCGGUGGCAUGGUGGGCUCCCCCCUUCCCCCCCAUCCACUCUAUUUGUUAUUUUUUAAUUUUAAGGCUUGCCCCAGGUGCGGGGCAGAGCCGGGUGCAGCAUCACUCCCUGCCUGCUGGGGACAUGGUGGCUUCAGGGAUCUGGUGGCCUCGUGGCAGUGGGACAGUGUCCCGUGGGAGGGGGGGGCAGUCCCCACCGUGCCACCCCACGGGUGAGGCCACAGGCCAGCCCUGUACCACCCUCUGCCUCCCGCCCUGCCUGCGCUGGGCCGGGGUGGGGGGCUCGGGAGGAGAGGGUGUCCCCAGGGACCUGCUGGAGGAGGGGACAUGGAGGGGGACAUGCCAGAGAGCAGUGAUGUGCCACCACAGUGCCGGGGUGACAGCCAGGGGUGUAAAGGGUGGGGGGCAGCUGUGGUGCUCUGGGGCACCCCUGGACUGGCCCCAUGGGAGGUGAAAGCAUCCUUGGAGCUGGGGUUCCCCCUGACACCCCAAAAAUCUCCAAGCAGAGGGGUGUGGGGGGGUUGUGGUUCAGCCCCAGCCCUGUGUCUCCUCUGGGGUGGCCCCAUGCCCCUUCCUGGGCUGUUGUCUCUCAUGAGGGGACAACAGUGACCCCCCCCAGCUCCCCCAAGCUGUAUUUUCACAUAGUUUUUAAUAA
This is a messenger RNA of Athene cunicularia (burrowing owl), 1655 nucleotides long. It is a transcript of the gene CASTOR1, whose product is annotated as cytosolic arginine sensor for mTORC1 subunit 1. Lineage: Eukaryota; Metazoa; Chordata; Aves; Strigiformes; Strigidae. The transcript has 8 exons. Bases 1 to 969 code for a protein of 322 amino acids. Gene Ontology annotation, cellular component: cytosol. The record is from RefSeq and is a predicted model, not a curated record. Gene Ontology annotation, molecular function: arginine binding. Gene Ontology annotation, biological process: cellular response to L-arginine; negative regulation of TORC1 signaling.